Syngnathus typhle (broad-nosed pipefish) is the source of this 2573-nucleotide messenger RNA. Its product is annotated as phospholipase A-2-activating protein-like. Gene Ontology annotation, molecular function: ubiquitin binding. Gene Ontology annotation, biological process: ubiquitin recycling; proteasome-mediated ubiquitin-dependent protein catabolic process. The record is from RefSeq and is a predicted model, not a curated record. Lineage: Eukaryota; Metazoa; Chordata; Actinopteri; Syngnathiformes; Syngnathidae. The transcript has 13 exons. The coding region runs from base 90 to 2540 and encodes 816 amino acids. Gene Ontology annotation, cellular component: nucleus; cytoplasm.
CGACGUCAUUCUGCUUCCGCUAGCUUUGAGCCAGCCCACCGGUGGUGUCUGCCGGAGUCCUCAGCAUUCUUCUGGAAUAUAGCGUCAAAAUGCAGGAAAACACGCUUUCGUCCAACUCUUACAGACUUCGGUGCUCCAUUGCGGGCCACGAGAUGGACGUCCGGGGGCUCGCGGCUGCUGUUUCCCCGGAAGGAGCGUUGGUUUCUGUGUCCAGAGACCGGACCGGAAGGAUCUGGGUGCCAAACUCAAGCGACCGUUUCACGGAGAUGCAACGCUUGUCGGGCCACUCGAAUUUCGUAUCCUGCGUAUGCGUCAUCGGGCCGAGCGAGACCUACCCGCGAGGACUGGUUGCCACCGGAGGGAACGACAAUAACAUUUGCGUAUUUGCGCUGGACCAAGCGCAGCCCCUGUACACCCUCAAAGGUCACAAAAACACAGUUUGUACUCUGUCCUCGGGGAAGUUCGGGACACUUUUGAGCGGCUCUUGGGACACCACCGCCAAAGUGUGGCUCAGCGAAAAGUGCAUGAUGACGCUGCGCGGCCACUCGGCGGCCGUGUGGGCGGCGGCCAUGCUGCCCGAGCAAGGGCUCAUGCUGUCCGGGUCGGCGGACCGAAGCAUCAAGCUUUGGAAAGCGGGACAGUGCGAGAGGACCUUUACAGGUCACGAGGAUUGCGUGCGAGGCCUCGCGGUGAUCAGCGCCACCGAGUUCUUCUCUUGCAGCAACGACGGCAGCGUCAGGAAGUGGCUGCUCACGGGCGAGUGCACGCAGGUCUACUACGGACACACCAACUACAUCUACAGCAUGGCCGUCUUCCCGGAUAGCGGAGAUUUUGUGAGCACAGGAGAGGACCGGACGGUGCGAAUCUGGAGGAGCGGGGAGUGCACGCAGACGAUCCGCCUGCCCGCUCAGUCCGUUUGGUGCUGCUGCAUCCUGCCAAAUGGUGACAUUGCUGUGGGAGCCAGCGACGGCAUCAUCCGAGUGUUUACAGAGGCCGAGGAGCGCGUGGCGAGCGCUCGCGACCUGCGGGCCUUCGAGGACGAGCUCGCCGACGCCACCAUCGACCCCAAGACGGGGGACCUCGGGGACAUCAAAGUGGAGGAGCUUCCCGGGCGGGAGCACCUCGACGAGCCGGGGAAUCGCGACGGCCAGACGCGGCUGAUCAAGGACGGGCAGAAAGUGGAGGCGUACCAAUGGAGCGUGAGCGACAGUCGCUGGGUGAAAAUCGGAGACGUGCUCGGCGGCUCCGACCAACAGACCUCCAAGAGCGUCAUGUACGAAGGGAAGGAGUACGACUACGUCUUCACCAUCGACGUGAACGAGGGCGGGCCGUCCAUGAAGCUGCCGUACAACGCGUCGGAGGACCCCUGGCUGGCGGCGCACAACUUUUUACAGAAGAACGACCUCAGCCCCAUGUUCCUGGACCAGGUGGCUAAUUUCAUCACGGAAAACACCAAAGGGCAGGUGGCGGGUCAGGCGGCGGCGGCGGGGCACGCGGCCGGACCCGCGCCGCCGCAGCCCGCCAGCGGCGACCCUUUCACCGGUGGCGCUCGCUACAUCCCGGGCGGCACCGACACGAGUCCCCGCAUCGGAGGCGAUCCCUUCACAGGCUCGGGCCGCUACAUCCCCGGCUCCGGCCCCGGCUCCGGCCCCGACUCGGCGGCUCCCGAAGGCGUGGCCGAUCCCUUCACAGGCGGAGGCGCCUACUCUUCCGCCGGGGCGGCGGGACAGAAAAGCACCAACAUUUACUUUCCCAAGACCGACGGCGUGACCUUUGAGCAAGCCAACGUUUCACAAAUUGUCGGCAAGCUGAAAGAGCUCAACGCCGGGGCCCCUCAGGAGCACCGGCUCUCGGAAGGCUUCCUGGAAAGUCUGCGGGGGCUGCUGGCGUCCGUCUGCGGCCUGGCCGACGCCCCGCCCACCGUCCAGCAGAUCCUCCUCCUCUGGAAAGCCACGCGCUGGCCCGAAGAUAUUGUGUUUCCGGUCCUGGACAUUCUAAGGCUGGCUGUGCGCCACCCGCAGGUCAACGAGCGCCUGUGCGGCGAGACCGAGGGCGUCGGGCUGUGCGACCACCUCCUGAGCCUGAUGAGGCCCGAGGGCCGCGCGGCCAAUCAGAUGCUGGCGCUGCGCAUCCUCUGCAACUGCUUCAGCGCCGGGCCCGGCCGUGCGCUCCUCAUGGCCCGGCGCGAAGCCGUCCUGUCGCGGGCCGCCGACUUGGCCGCCGCCGUGUGCAAUAAGAAUGUCCACGUUGCUCUGGCCACGCUGGUGCUCAACUACGCCGGCUGCCUGCACCGCCGACCCGACCUGGAGGGCAAAGCCCAGUGCCUGUCGGUGGCCAGCCGAGCGCUGGAGAGCGUUCGGGACCAGGAAGCCGUCUUCCGCCUGCUGGUGGCGCUGGGAACCACCGUGGCGUCCGACCCGACGGCCCGGGACCUGGCCCGCUCCCUGGGGGUCAACGCGCAAAUCUCCCAAUACUCCUCCGUAGCCGAGCCCUCCAAACUGGGCGAGUGUUGUCGACUGCUUUUAAAAGAACUGCAAUAAAAUACAAAUCAACCCAUUGCUUUUUGACGACAA